Mesocricetus auratus (golden hamster) is the source of this 2241-nucleotide messenger RNA. RefSeq names its product leukocyte immunoglobulin-like receptor subfamily A member 2. NCBI's taxonomy places the organism in Eukaryota, Metazoa, Chordata, Mammalia, Rodentia, Cricetidae. Bases 1268 to 2029 code for a protein of 253 amino acids. The transcript has 7 exons. The record is from RefSeq and is a predicted model, not a curated record.
AGCAGCCCAUAGAAUUGGAAAAGAUCUUCAACAACUGUAUAUCAGAAAGGUAGCUGAUCUCCAAAAUGUAUAAAAAAAUUAGACAUCUAAAAACCAAAUCCAACUAAAAUAUGGGAUUCAGAUUUAAACAGAAUUUUCAGUAGAAGAAUCUCAAAUGGCCAAAAGACAUUUAAGGAAUUGCUCAACAUCUGUAGCCAUCAGGAAAAUGAAAACCAAAAUGACUCUGAUCCAUAUUACACCAUAAUACACCAUUCACAAUGGCUAAGAUAAAAGACACCUAUGAUAGCUUAUGAUGGAGAUGAAGUGGAAAAAGGGGAACACUCCUUCAUUGCUGGUGGGAAUACAAAUUUUUAAUCACUUUUGAAUCCAGUAUGUCUAUCGGUUUCUCAGAAACUUGGGAAUAAAUCUACCUCAAGACCAAGCAAAAUCAUUCAUGGGCAUAUUCUCAAUAGAUGCACACUCAUACUACAUGGUCAUUUGCUGAACCAAGUUCAUAUCAGCAUUAUUUGUAAUAGCCAGAACUGGAAACGACCUAGAUGCCCCUCAACUGAAGAAUGAAUAAAGACAAUGUGGUACAUUUACACAAUGGAGCACUACUCAGCAGUAAAUACUAUAACAUCUUGAAAUUUGUAGGAAAAUGGGUGAAUGUAGAAGCCAUACUGAGUGAGGUAACCCAGACCCAGAAAGUCAAACAUGGUAUGCACUCUCUCAUAAGAGGAUAUUAGACAAAGGAAAGGAUAACCAUCCUAAAGUCCAUGACCACAGAGAAGCUGGGUAACAAGGAGAACCUUAAGAGAGACCUACAAGGAUCCUCCUGGGAAGGUGAAAUUGACCAGACCUCCUGAGAAAACUGAUUGAGAGCAUUGGGGGUGGGAGGUAAUUGAGGGAUGGAGAAGAGGUAGAGAGAAGAAUGGAGGAGAAUGUGAGGGAAUGGGAUGGUAAAAAUGGGGGAAGGACAAAGAAGAAGAUCAAGGAUAAUGUUAUCUUGAUUGAGGGACUCAUUAUGGGUCAACUGAGAAACAUAGCACAAGCGAUAUUCCCAGGAAUCCACCAGAAUGACCCCCAACUAAGACCCUAAGCAUUCGUGCAGAAGAUCCCCAAGCUGGCCUUCUCCUGUAAUCAGAUUGAUGACUACCUCCAAUUGUCAUCAGAGGACCUUCAUUCAGCAACCGAGGGGAGCAGAUUCAGAGAUCCACAGGUCUGUGAAGAAUUAUGCUGGGAUUUUGAUGGGCAUUGCAUUGAAUGUGUAAUUGCUUUUGUGUUUUUAAUGGACCAGAGCAUCUGGGCACAGUAUGGACCCCCACCCCAGCCGUACAUCUGGGCAGUUCCAGGUGCUUUGAUUCCCACAGGCAGUGAUGUGAGCAUCUUCUGCAGGACCCCUCCAGGGGUGACCACAGUGCGUCUAUACCAUUAUGAACCUUAUGGAAGAUGGUUUGAUCAUACCCCAGAGGGAGCCCAGGAGGUGUUUGAAUUCAGUCUGCAGAGGAUGACACAUGAGAAUGUGGGAGUUUACUACUGUGAAUACAGAAAGGGAGGUGAAUGGUCACAAAAGAGUGAUCUUCUGAAUCUGGUGAUGACAGGUGUUUACAAGGAGAAGCCAUCCCUUACUGUGGAUUCAGGACCUCAGGGAUUCUCAGAAAGAAAUGUGACUCUCCUCUGUCACACACCUCAUUCCUUUGACACCUUCAUUUUCUGCAGAGGUGGAAAUGCUUCCUUACCCCAGAACUGCUCAAGUCAGUCCCAUAACACAUUCCUCAUCUCCCCUGUGAGCCCAGGGCACAGGAGGACCUACAGAUGCUUUGGCUCUACCAAAAACAAUUCCUUCUUUUGGUCCCUGCCUAGUGAUCCCCUUGAGUUGUCAAUCCCUGUGUCUCCUCUGAAAAACCAUCAGUACAUCAGUCCUGUGGAGAACGUAAGAAACAUUGACAGAAGAGAACUCAGAAACAGCAGUGCCAGAUUUCUUUAUGGAGGAGACUUAUUUCUUUAUAUCUUAGAACCUCUGGUCAUUUGGGAUGUCUUGGGGCUCUAACAGACUGGACAUGAUUCAGUGUCUUCUGCUUCAAAUUACAUUUUAGACAAUCGCGUCCGGCACAUUAUGGCUAUCUUCAUUGUGUUAACCCUUGGAGUUCUAUUGCUGGAUGCUUGGAAGAGCAGAAGAGAGCCCAUGGGGCCUUUACAGAGUCCUAAGAUGAGAACCUAGAUGCCCCCUUCUACACCUCAAUAAAAUGUUGGCAAUCAAGA